GGCGCGGCGGGGCGGCACGGCACGGCACACCCUCCCCUCCCCUCGACUGGCCGGGCUGCCCGGCUUGGGGCCUAGGGUGGAAGGCACAGCCUCGGGCUCGGUUGCCGGGAGAAAUGAGGCUCCAGGGACUCUGCGGAGCCGGGUGCUGUUGCAGUCGAGUGUUCGGCCAGAGGUGUUGACCAGGCCGCGAUCCAGCCGGGAGCUGCUCAUUUGGUUGUGCUGAAGCUGCUUUGUCACCUCUGAAGAAGUGCAAUGAGGAGAUUUCGAAGACAUGGGAAUGAGUUGCAUAGAGAACGUGUCAAGCAGGACCUGUUCCAGUUUAAUAAGACUGUGGAGCAUGGGUUUCCACACCAGCCCAGUGCAUUGGCUUAUAGUUCUGUUCUCCAGCUCAUGGCCAUUGGAAGUCGGUCAGGAGCCUUCAAGAUCUAUGGAGCACCAGAGGUGGAGAUCAUGGGCUUACAUGAAGAGAAUGCAGCGGUCACCCAGAUUCACUUCCUACCAGAGCAGGAUCAGUUGGUGACACUCCUUGAUGACAAUAGCUUGCACUUGUGGAAGCUGAAGAAGAGCUUGGAUGGACUGAGUGUCCUGAAAGAGGAGACUCACUUCGAUCUACGAGGACAGCCUGGUGCUCCACCAAGUGUCACCACAAUAACUGUGGUCCUGCCUCAUUCAUCUGGUGAUAUGUUAUUUCUGGGAACAGAAGGUGGCUGUGUGUUUGUGGUGGAACAACCGUCGUUCAGAGAGCAGGAAGAGAGAACAAUCACCCAGGAAGCUGUUCUACAGAAUGUACCAGAUGAUUAUCGAAGUCGACGCUCACUGGGAUCUGUUGAAGCCCUGCAGGAGAACCCAAGAAACCCCCAUCAGAUUCUGGUUGGAUAUAGUAGAGGCCUUGUCAUAUUGUGGGACUUGCAGGCCAACCAAGCCACACACCACUUUCUUGGUGACCAGCAGUUGGAGAGUGUAGCAUGGCAGAGAGACGGGCGGCAGAUCAUCAGCUCACACAGUGAUGGCAGUUUUUAUCAGUGGCCUGUUUCAAAUGACCGAUUGCCACAACCUCUGGAAAAAACAGUGCCUUAUGGCCCCUACCCCUGCAAAGCAAUUCCAAAGAUUAUCUGGUUAACCAGCAAGCAAAGAGCUCCAUUCGUCAUCUUCAAAGGAGGGAUGCCUCGUGCCAGCUAUGGUGACCGGCACUGUGUUUCUGUUUUACAUGGAUCCAAGCAGAUUGCAUUUGACUUCACCUCUCGGGUUAUUGAUUUCUUUGUUGUUGAUGAAGGUGGAUCAGAAUCUGAUUGCAAUGACCCAAGUGCUCUGCUGGUUCUCGCAGAGGAGGAGCUGGUAGCCAUCGACUUAAAGACACCUUCGUGGCCAGUGAUACAGUCUCCAUACCUGAUCCCUCUCCACUGCUCAGCAAUAACCUGUUCCCACCAUGUCUCCAACAUUCCCAUUAAACUCUGGGAGAGGAUUAUUGCUGCAGGCAACAAACAGACCACCCACUACUCCAGCAAGCCGUGGCCUAUCGAUGGUGGGUACAGCACUGCUCCUGAACCUCUGCAAAGAGACCUCCUCCUCACAGGGCAUGAAGAUGGAACAAUCCGUUUCUGGGAUGCAUCAGGCGUGUGUCUAAAGCCUUUGUAUAAACUCAGCACAGUCAAUGUAUUUGUCACAGAUGCCGAUCACAACGACAACCUCAAUCAGUCUUCAGAGGAUGAGUGGCCGCCCCUAAGGAAGGUAGGCUGCUUUGAUCCAUACAGUGAUGAUCCCAGGCUGGGCAUCCAGAAGAUUCACUUGUGCAAGUACAGCAGCCACUUGGCAGUAGCUGGCACAGCUGGACAGGUUUUGGUCAUGGAGCUGAAUGAUGAGGCUGUGGAUCAGACAGUGGCCUACACUCUCGUGGACAUUCUGCAGGAUCAGGACACGUUCAAGUGGAAAGGCCAUGAGCGGUUGAAUCCACAUGAGGACUUGGUUCACUUUCCUGCUGGCUUCCAGCCGUUUGCCCUAGUGCAGUGUCAGCCUCCAGCGGUUGUCACAUCACUUGCCUUGCAUUCAGAAUGGAAGCUGGUAACGUUUGGCACGAGUCAUGGCUUUGGCCUCUAUGACUAUCAACAAAAAUGUACUGUCAUGGUCAGAUGCACACUGCACCCCAGUGACCAGUUGGCACUCGAAGGUCCCCUGUCACGAGUGAAGUCGAUUAAGAAAUCACUGCGGCAAUCCUUCCGUCGGAUCCGGGGCACCAGAAUGUCUGGAAGGAAGCGGCCGGUACCUGGCAACGGUGCAGCUAAGGUGCAGGAGGCUAAUGCCAGGAUGGAUCGGGAAGCACUGAAUGAAAUGGAGCUGGCGCCCGUACAGCGCAGGAUUGAGGCUCGUUCAGCCGAUGACUCCUUCACAGGAUUUGUCCGAUCACUGUACUUUGCCGAUUCCUUUGUAAGAGAUGGUUCCUAUCAUGAGCCGUCACUGUGGGCUGGUACCAACGGUGGAACUGUAUUUGCAUAUGCUAUUCACGUUCCUCCAGUCGAGAGGAGAAUGGAAGAGCCAGUCACUGCAACACAGGCAAAGGAAAUUCAGCUAAUGCACAGAGCCCCUGUGGUUGGUAUUUUUAUUCUGGAUGCUCGGGGGAUUUUUCUACCUGAACCUCUAGAAGCAGCGCAUGACCUUUCCAGAAGUCCUGACAUGCAUGGGAGCCACAUGCUGUUGGUCAUAUCUGAAGAACAGUUCAAGAUUUUCACACUACCAAAAGUCAGCACAAAAACCAAGUUGAAGCUGACGGCAGUGGAAGGGUCCCGGGUGCGGAAAGUGUCAGUGGCCAAUUUCAGCAGCAGUCGAGCAGAUGAUUACAAUGAGAACGGCCUCCUGGUGCUCACUAACCUUGGUGAUGUCCAGGUCAUCUCUCUCCCAGCCCUGAGGAAUCAAGUUCGUUAUGAGUGCAUCAGGAAAGAGGAUGUGAGCGGAAUUGCAUCCUGCGUCUUCACAAAGUCUGGCCAAGGUUUUUAUCUCAUCUCUCCUUCUGAAUUUGAGAGGUUCUCAGUUUCCUCUAAGUUUGUGGUGGAACCAAGGUGCAUCAUUGACAUUGAUGAGGGAACCAGGACUUCUCAACAGAGAAUUCCACAAGAUGGACCGGUCACUACGCCCAACUCCACGGAACCAGUGCAGUCACAGCAGAACUGUGAAUUAGGCGAGCUGGCUAGUACUGGGAGCAAGGGCGAUGGAAAGAAGACAGUGGAGAUCAUGGAGCAUGCAUUACUCAAUGAUGAGAGAGUUCUGCUGGAGAUUCAGAGCACACUGGAGUCGGAAUCCACUUCAGCUGAUAGACUGAGCUUUGGACAUCUAAACAGGAACUCUAACAAUGUGGUUGGGGUACAAUCCCAGGGCCAAAGAAUGAUCAAUGCAGAUUAAUGCUGAUAAAUACUGAUGGGAGCGUUUGGAGUGCUUUGUGCCAUAACACUACACGUUAUAUACCAUUGGACAAGGGACGGCUGUUGGGGGAGAAGGCAGCUCCUGGAAUCAGACUGCGACGUGGGGAGAUGCCAGCUCGUUUAGUGCCUAAUUCACUACGCUUCAGCCCUCUGGAAUACUUUUCCUCAUUUAUUUUCCCUGUCUCUUUGCACAGUCACUGGAAAAUGAUGGAUUUUAAAUAAUUUCCUGGGUACAAAUAGUUUUAAUGGGGGAGCUUUAUACCACUUAAUGACUUUUAUAUGGUUUUAGAUAUUUCUAAGGGAGUUAAACUUUGAAUGAAAAUGAAAAUUUAGAUUUUUUUUUAAAUUACAGAACAUUUAGUGAUAUUUAAUAUAUGUAUAAUUUAGUUUCUGGUGGCUGCUGUUAUUGUUUUACUAUGUAGUAAACAUUGAGGAAAUAUUUUCAUACUUAACAGAUGGUUUUAGUGAGUAAAGGUGCUCCCUUGGAGUCUAUUUUUGUAGCCAAUCAUGUCAUUGAGAAUGUAAUGAGAUGCCACUGCAAACACUACAGACCAAUAAAUUAAAUCACUUUCACAAUAAACCAAAGUCUGUCUCUCCAGUCUUGUACAGGGUCUGUAAGAAUGUGGGGUGAGGCUGAGAGCCACAGUGGUAAGGAAGGAGUGGAGUAUCCUCAGGUCCAGAGUCAUAACUCUAAUAACCAAGUGCCUUUGAUCAAUUAGCAUCUGAGAGGCAGAUGGUUAAAAUAACAACAUACUGUUGUGGCUGUGUAACUUCAUGCAGAAAGAUCUGCUGCCUACACCCUUCAUACAUUCCGAAGUUCAAAGUAUGUUAACCUUGAGAUUUAUCUCCUUGCAGACAGCCACAAAACAAGACACCCAAAAGAACCCAAUUUAAAAAUAUCCAACAAACACCCGAAGUACAGUGGGGGGAAAAAUCGUACAAACAAUAAAAGUAAGCAAACAGCAUUCAGAAUGAAAGUAAGUCCAUAGACACGAAGCCCAGAGCAGUUGAAGUAGGCUCACAACCUGGAGACAAUUUGCAGAAAGAAAUACAAAGCUACAGAGGGGAAAAGGUAAAAAUGGGUGGCGUGGGGUUGGAGAACAAUGGUGGGGAGAUCUCUGUGAAUCAGUGGACUGAUUCCCAGUGGAGUCAGGACUAGCAGUAGCUACGAUGAGAUAUCCAAGAGCUGCUGUGUGGCCUCUUGUCAGUCUGCUAAACUACAAUGGCACUGCACUGCCCUUGUCUGUGGGUUUGAUGGUGAGGUUGGGUUUGGUGUGGAAGGAGUGGAGAACAGCGAAUUAAAAGGGGGUUAUAUUGAAGUGGGUUAGGCAGGGCAGAGCCAUUGCUUUGAAAUUAAGACUCUCAUAAACAGAAACACUAACAAGUUGUGCAUAGCUGGAAUUUGGACCCAAUUUCACAGACAAGGGGGCUGGGUUGUUUAGUUUUUGGAAUCGUAUAAAAACAAAUAUUUUUUAUUAUCUGAAUUUUUUUAAAACAUUCACCCACAGCUCUAAUCUGCUAUUUAAAUUUACCGACGACACUACAUUUAUUGGCCUAAUCUCAAACAAUAACGAGGUGGCCUACAGGGAAGAAGUCAUCUCUCUGACCCAGUGGUGUCAAGAAAACAGCCUCUCCCUCAAUGUCGCAAAAACAAAGGAGCUGGUUGUGGAUUACAGGAGGAAUGGAGACAGGCUGACCCCUAUUGACAUCAAUGGAUCUGGGGUUGAGAGGGUGAACAGCUUCAAGUUCCUCGGCCUAAACAUCACCGAGGACCUCGUGGUCUGUACACACCAGCUGUGUGGUGAAAAAAGCACAACAGCGCCUCUUUCACCUCAGACGCUUGAGGAAGUUUGGUAUGGGACCCCAAAUCCUAAGAACUUUCUACAGGAGCACAAUUGAGAGCAUCCUGACUGGCUGCAUCACUGCCUGGUAUGGGAACUGUACCUCCCUUAAUCACAGGACUCGUCAGAGAGUGGUGUGGACGGCCCAGUGCAUCUGUAAUUGUGAACUUCCCAUGAUUCAGGACAUUUAAAAAGACAGGUUAAAAGAAGGAUCAUUUGGGACCUGAGUCACCCCAACCACGGUUUAUUCCAGCUGCUACCCUCUAGGAAACGGUACCGCAGCAUAAAAGGCAGGACCAACAGGCUCUAGGACAGCUUCUUCCACCAGGCCAUCAGACUGAUUAAUUCACGCUGAUUUGAGUGUAUUUCUAUGUUAUAUUGACUGUUCUAUUUAUUAUAAAUUAUUAUAAUUUCACAUUUAGAUGGAAAUGUAAUGUAGAGUUUUGCUCAUAUGUGAAGGAUGUAAGAAAUACAGUUUGUUCAAUGUGGGCUUUGAUUCAUGUUCAAGUUCCUUUGAAUACCAAUACUUCUCGGAUCUUCAAUUCCUUUAUCUUUAAGUAAUUUAACUGAUAAUUUUGUAGUUAAACACACUUUGAGGAUUUGGGUACAAUUUAGAAAAUAUUUUGGUUUACUGGGUUUUUCCCUUUCAAGUCCCAUUUUUUCUAACUAAUUUUUUAAACCUCUAUGAUUGAUGUAGUUUUUAAAGAUUGGAAUAGAUUGGGUAUUAAAUGUUUUCAGGAUUUGUUUGUUGGAGAUGUUCUCUCUUCAUUUGAACAACUGUCAGCUAAGUAGAGCCUACCCAAAACCCACUUUCUUCAAUAUUUACAAAUUAGAUGUUUUGCAUUCCCAAGUACAUACAUUUCCUAAAAGUCCAGGUAAGAAUUUACUUGAUACAAUUUUUAAUUUGAAACCCUUCCAUAAUGGAUCUAUAUCUAAUAUUUAUGGUAUGUUGUUGGGAAUGAGAAAUAUUCCUUCAGACAAAAUUUAAAAGCUCUGGGAACAAGAUUUACAGAUUCCAAUUUCUGAGGAUACUUGUAAUGAAAUUUUUAGAUUGGUUAAUACCUAUUCAUUAUGUGCCUGUCAUUCCCUUCUACAAUUUAAAGUGGUUCAUAGGGCCCACAUGACUAAGGAUAAACUCUCUCGUUUUUAUUCUGAUAUAUCUCCCCAUUGUGAUAGAUGUAAUAAUGGAGAAGCUUCACUGAUUCGUAUGUUUUGGACUUGUCCGAGUCUUGAACAAUAUUGGAAGGAAGUAUUCCAAAUUUUUUUGGUGCUUUUUAAAGUAAAUUUUAAACCUAAUCCUUUGACUGCCUUAUUUGGUAUUUUUGGAGGAAAUUAUAUUAUUUUGGAGACUCAUGAUAUGCACAUUUUGGCUUUUAUUUCUCUUAUAGCCAGGAGGGCAUUGUUGCUUAAGUGGAAGGAUGCCAUUCCGCCUACUCAUUGGUUACAUGAUGUUAUGUCUUGCUUAAAUUUAGAGAAGAUUCACUGUUCAAUUUCUGAACCUAGACAAGAUUUUUUAACAUUGUGGGAACCUAUUUUGAAUUAUUUUCAAAAUCUUUGACUUGCUAUUAAGUACAGAUGUUGGCUAAUAAUAUGCUUAACUAUAUGUUAAGGAUUUUUUCCUUUUCUUUUUUAUAAACCAAACAACUGAUUUUUUUUUUCUC
Messenger RNA from Hypanus sabinus (Atlantic stingray), 6912 nucleotides. It is a transcript of the gene llgl2, whose product is annotated as LLGL scribble cell polarity complex component 2. The transcript has 26 exons. Gene Ontology annotation, cellular component: cortical actin cytoskeleton; cytoplasm; plasma membrane. Gene Ontology annotation, biological process: cortical actin cytoskeleton organization; regulation of protein secretion; regulation of Notch signaling pathway. Gene Ontology annotation, molecular function: myosin II binding; GTPase activator activity. The coding region runs from base 253 to 3390 and encodes 1045 amino acids. NCBI's taxonomy places the organism in Eukaryota, Metazoa, Chordata, Chondrichthyes, Myliobatiformes, Dasyatidae. The record is from RefSeq and is a predicted model, not a curated record.